AUGUUAUCAACGAAUCUUUUUACACAAAUAAUAAUUCUAUUUAUUAUUAAUGAAAUAAGAGUACUACCGGAAAUAGUGGCCGGUCAGUCACACGGAGGCAACGAAGGAUCACAAUUUAAUGAUGUAGAACAUCUUGGCAGCUCGAAGAUAUAUGCUCCAAAAACAAUCUCCAUGACCCAAGGAAACUCUGGUGUACACUUUGUAGUGGUGUCAAAGAGUUCACCUAAAACUCUUCUUGUAGAAUCGAUUCAUAUUACAUAUGAAGCAUCUGAUGGAACAACAUCUAGGAAAUCCGAACAUGGCAGAAGCAACGGUAGCGCAUUAAAUAGUACUAAAUGCGAUCCCUUCACUUUGCAUAUUGGCGAAAAAAUUAUCCAAGUUAACGGUGGUAGUGGCUCAAAAAUUGAUUCAUUACAAUUUGUUACCACUGAAAACAGAAAAUUACCUGACUCCAAAUGUGGCGGUAAUGGCGGUGGAGCGUUUAACGAUAGCAAAGAAGGUUAUUAUCUGUCGUUUAUAAGUGGUAAAGCAGGAUCAUCUUUAGAUCGAAUACAGUUCCAUUGGGUUAAAUUUCCAGAAUCUACUAGUAGUUUAUGUUCUGAUGAGGACAACAACAAUGGCACAUCACUUUUGUUAAUUACAUUUGGUUCUGAUCGUGAUUUGUAUUGCGAGAGGGAACCGUCUAGCUACAAUUUCACCACAAAUCAGGAUCCUAUAGGUCUAAAUGAGACUACGAUAAGCGACGGGAUGUUUGGUAUUGUAAAUAAAGUUCCUCAAUAUCUUAUUUCCUCACAAUUAUUGUCGACGAUAUGGCAUACUGGAGCAGAAGACCAUACAGGGAAUGAUUCGAAUGGAUAUAUGCUCAUAAUCAAUGUGAAAGACGAAGAAAAUAGUACACUUUUCAAUUCAACUAUCGAUAAUUUGUGUAUUGGAUUAUUUUAUGAAUUCUCUGCAUAUUUGGCUAAUGUUGUCAAAAUUCCCCUAGAACGCAAACCAAAUGUUCGCUUUGAAGUCCGAGAAACAAUCGAUUCACAAGAUUUACUUGCAAACGUCACCACGGGCUCCAUACAGCAGCAGUUGAACAUGACUUGGGAAAAGCAUAGUUUGUUAUUCAAUGCAUCAGUUACAUCGGUCACACUAUUAAUGAUUUCCCACGUUAAAGGAGGUGAGGGAAACAGUAUAGCUAUUGACGAUAUUGAAGUCCGUGUUUGCUCAACUAUAUAUUCUGGUGUUUGUCCUACAGAUCCCGACGUUUGUCGAGAUACACCCGAUUGGUACAAUGGCCAUCCCGCCUCCAACGCCAACGGUGGAAAAGGUUGGGCUUGUGCAGAUUACGCGAUGCAUCCUGAAAAUACAUCCAUUUUUUGGUGUAAAGAUGGAAAGGCAACAAUAGGCAAUGAUUGGGCAUUAGGUGCUGAAUUCAAAUAUCCGGAGAAGAAUUGUUGCGUAUGUGGUAAAGCGUGUUUGCCAACUCCUUGCCAAAAUAAUGGAACAUGUAAUCCUGCUGAUGGUAGCUGCACGUGUCAAGGUCAAACUAGUGGUCCAACAUGCUCAGCUUGCGGAUGUCAAAAUAGUGGAACAUGUAAUCCUACUAAUGGCAAUUGUCAGUGUACAGGUGGAUGGACUGGUACAACAUGCACAAAUGAACCUACAACAUCAUCAUCAUCCUUAACAACACCAACAACGCCUUCCACAACAACAAUGACAUCAUCAACUACAACGCCAUCAACAACAUCAUCAUCAUCGUCAACAACAACAUCGUCAUCAUUAACAACGACAGCAUCAUCAACAACAUCAUCAUCUACAACAACAACAAUAUCAACAAAAAUAACAACAUCAUCAUCAACAUACUCAACAACGCCAUCAACAACAACAUCAUCAACAACAGCCCCAUCAACAACAAGGUCAUCAACCAGAACGCUAUCAACAACAACAUUAGCGCAAAAAACAUCACCUAUAGUAACGACUGGGAGCAAUGCUAAUAGUUCAUCAUUGAUUUUCGUUCCAAAACCUUGCACUGAUUCGACGUUUAUUGGUCUCAGUUGCAAUAUCUCAAACAGUCCAUGUGAGCUGGCAACACCAUGUGAAAACAAUGGUACAUGUAUAAACAAUAAAGUGGCAACUAAUAGAUAUAUUUGUUCAUGUCCAUCAGGUAUCAAUGGCACUUAUUGUGAACUUGAUCACCGAAUCUGCAAACCACAUCUAUGUUUACAUAAUGGUACGUGCAAUGAAACAUCGAACACCACAUUUCAUUGUGUAUGUGAAAAUGGUUGGGAAGGUAUUCAUUGUGAAUCAAUGGUCAAUCUUUGUGAAGGUGUAGAAUGUAUGAAUAAUGGUGUUUGUCGACCAUUAUUAUUAGGUUAUAAAUGUGAAUGUCUUGGUACUAGUUAUUAUGGUUCUCAUUGUGAGUUUACUGCAAGAAAAACAGUUAUCUCAAAAAUCAUUUCAAAAUCAUUUUCUUAUAUUGCAAUUACUGCUAUAGCAAUUGUUGCAAUGUUUAUUGUAAUAAUGGAUAUAUUAACAUAUUGUUUUGGUAUCGAUAUGACGCGUGAAGAGCUAGAACGGUAUCGACGAGAGAAAUGA
Adineta steineri is the source of this 2583-nucleotide messenger RNA. The record is from the annotation of a GenBank genome assembly. Lineage: Eukaryota; Metazoa; Rotifera; Eurotatoria; Adinetida; Adinetidae.